Molecule: messenger RNA, 1092 nt
Organism: Purpureocillium lilacinum
Lineage: Eukaryota; Fungi; Ascomycota; Sordariomycetes; Hypocreales; Ophiocordycipitaceae
Source: RefSeq, a predicted model, not a curated record
AUGUCGCAGUUCCUGUCCAUAGUGGGCUGGUCCUUUCUCCCAGGCCUCGCCACGUCGUGGAUCCAGACCAUCUACUACGGCCUCACCAUCCGCGCCGGCGACCCCAAGCCCGCGCCCGGCUCCCCCCGCCACGCCUCCCACCGGCGCGUCAUCCACAUCCUCGUCGUCGCCGCAUACCUCGCCUACACCAUCUACGAGGCCGACUACGAGCUGCGCCUCGCCUCCGACUUCUACGCCGACUUGGGGCUCGCUCCCGGCGCGCCCGACCGCGACGUCAAGACGCGCUUCCGCCGCCUCGCCGCUCUGCACCACCCGGACAAGGCGGGCAGCACCGGCGGCGACGACGGCACCAGCUCCACGGCACGCUUCAUCCACCUCAAGCUCGCGAGCGAUACCCUCCUCCACGCCGCGCGCCGAUUCGCAUACGAGCGCUUCGGCCCGGACGUCGUCGCCUGGCAAAAGUGCGUCACCGUCCGCGACUUCGUCUCCCGCGGCGUCCUCUCCGGCGUGCUGCCGCACUAUGCCGUCGCCGCGGCCACCAUCUACGUUCUCGGCCUGCUGGGCUACAUGGACUUUGGCAAGUUCUACCGCUGGCUCAUCCUCAUCUCUCUCUGCGUCUUCGAAGUCCACGCCGUCACGCGGCCCGCCUUCCCGCGUUUCCUCACCCUCAUCAACGCGCUCGUUACCCGCCUCAGCGUCCGCCCGCCCUACCUCCCCUUCCAGUUCAUCCAGCUCGCCCGCAAGCUCACCAUCACGACGUACAUUGCCCUCUCGCAGAUUGGCCCCCUCCUCGUCGAGCACACGCAGCAGAGGCAGCGCGCUGCCCAGGACGACGAUCGCGCGUUGCAGCAGGCCCUGCAGCGGCUCGAGGUCGUGACCAACCAGCUGAACGCCGAUACAGAGAGACUGAUGGACAUGGAGAUUGCGCCUUUCAAGGGCGACUCCGAAGCGGUGGGCAAUCUGCAGGGCAAGAUGCGCGAGUGGCUGGUUCAAAACACCAUCCGUGCCGACCCAAUGGUGAGAGACGCACUGGGCACUUCGUUCCGCAAGAGGCGCAUCGACGCACCCAGUGGCGCCCGAGGGAACCGAUAG